This is a messenger RNA of Hibiscus syriacus, 1786 nucleotides long. Its product is annotated as chaperone protein dnaJ A6, chloroplastic-like. The coding region runs from base 58 to 1383 and encodes 441 amino acids. Gene Ontology annotation, cellular component: cytoplasm. Lineage: Eukaryota; Viridiplantae; Streptophyta; Magnoliopsida; Malvales; Malvaceae. The transcript is spliced from 7 exons. Gene Ontology annotation, biological process: response to heat; protein refolding. Gene Ontology annotation, molecular function: ATP binding; heat shock protein binding. The record is from RefSeq and is a predicted model, not a curated record.
CCUGCUACACGCCAUUCAGCAUAAAGUUAGAAUUCAGGUUUUCUAUCCUCGUAUUGGAUGGCCAUUAUACCAUGUGGAAUCACUUUUGGUGCCCAGUGGAGUAUUCGUCCUCAGUUUAUUAUAAGUCCUUAUGUCCCAAACCGAGUAAUGGCAGCCAAAUUGAGAGUCACAAGAACAGUGAGUAACUUGGGAGCAUCAAAUUCAGGCUUAUUUUCACGUGAUUCCUUACCAUUGUUAUCCUUCAUGAGGUCAUCUCAAUCACAUCGUAGUAGGGGAGCACGGUUCAUUGUUAGAGCUGAAACUGAUUAUUAUACUAUCCUUGGGGUGUCGAGAAAUGCAAGCAAAUCUGAAAUUAAAAGUGCUUAUCGUAAGCUUGCACGAAGUUAUCAUCCGGAUGUGAACAAAGAUCCAGGGGCAGAGACAAAGUUCAAGGUAAUUAGCAAUGCAUACGAGGUAUUGUCUGAUGACGAGAAGCGACCUCUAUACGACAAAUAUGGGGAGGCUGGGCUUAAAGGUGCUGGUAUGGGAAUGGGGGAUUUCAGCAAUCCUUUUGAUCUGUUUGAGUCGCUAUUUGAAGGCAUGGGUGGUAUGGGCAUGGGCAUGGGCGGACGAAGUGCCAGGAAUAGAGCUGCUGAUGGCCAGGAUGAAUAUUACAGUCUUGUAUUGAAUUUUAAGGAAGCGGUGUUUGGAGUUGAGAAAGAAAUUGAGAUAACCCGACUAGAAAGCUGUGGAACUUGCAAUGGUUCUGGUGCAACAACUGGAACAACACCAUCCAAAUGUACCAUAUGUGGUGGGCAAGGCCAGGUUAUCUCAUCUGCAAGGACUCCACUGGGGGUCUUCCAGCAGGUAAUGACAUGCUCUUCAUGUGGCGGGACGGGCGAAAUUUCUACCCCAUGCAGUACAUGUACUGGUGAUGGGCGGGUAAGGAGAACAAAGAGGAUUAGCUUGAAAGUGCCUGCUGGUGUGGACUCUGGUAGCCGUUUAAGGGUCCGGUCUGAAGGAAAUGCUGGAAGGAGGGGUGGGUCCCCUGGUGAUCUGUUUGUAGUCAUUGAAGUCAUCCCAGACCCUGUCCUAAAACGGGAUGAUACCAACAUAUUGUACACCUGCAAGGUGUCAUAUAUAGAUGCAAUACUGGGAACAACAAUCAAGGUUCCAACUGUGGAUGGUAUGGUUGAUUUGAAGAUACCGGCCAGAACCCAGCCAAACACCACCCUCGUAAUGGCCAAGAAAGGAGUUCCUGUUCUAAAUAAAACCAACAUUAGGGGUGAUCAGUUGGUCCGUGUCCAAGUUGAAAUUCCAAAAAGAUUGAGCAGUGAAGAGAGGAAGCUUAUCGAGGAGCUUGCCGACUUAAGCAAGGGUAAGACAGCAAGUGGCAGGAGAUAAUUUCUGGGCCCUUUUGGUGUGCGCUAUUUGCCACGAAAUCGUAUGCACCGUCUAGUGUCUGUGGCUUCUGAUGUCGGAACUACCACUACAUGCAAAUGCACACAUUGCAGUUCUGAAAAUGCUUGAACUACGAAAGCUGAAAGCAGCUAAAUUUUGGAGUAGUAGGUAAGGUAAGAUUAUAUUGUGAUAGUUUUGCCCCAUAAAAAUGAAUCUCGGUGGAAACAGGGAGGUGUAAGAAGAGAUGGACUUUAGUGAUAAAUCCCUGGUUGAUUGCAGUCAUUUAUUAGCCAUUCUUUGAGAUUGAACUAAAAUCUGCGAAACAAUGUUACCCUUCAGUUUUGUCUUUUCUAUUAUUAGGAAUGAAUGAAUGAAUGAUGAUGAAACUUCCCUCGUAUAUUUGGAC